Molecule: messenger RNA, 933 nt
Organism: Ochotona curzoniae (black-lipped pika)
Lineage: Eukaryota; Metazoa; Chordata; Mammalia; Lagomorpha; Ochotonidae
Product: olfactory receptor 56-like
Exons: 2
Coding region: 1-933 (310 amino acids)
Biological process (GO): G protein-coupled receptor signaling pathway
Cellular component (GO): membrane
Molecular function (GO): G protein-coupled receptor activity; olfactory receptor activity
Source: RefSeq, a predicted model, not a curated record
AUGGCCUGGGCAGGAAACCAGACUUUGAUCUCCUACUUCAUUCUCCUGGGCCUCUUUACCCACUCGCCACUGCACCUGUUCCUCUUUUCCAUCAUCAUGGUCAUGUUUCUGGUGGCCAUCUCUGGUAACGGGCUGAUGCUGUUCCUGAUCAAAGUGGACUCACGCCUACACAGUCCCAUGUACUUCUUCCUCAGCUGGCUGUCACUCAUGGACCUCAUGCUUGUGUCCACCAUUGUGCCACGCAUGGCUGUGGACUUCUUCCUGGGUGGUGGUUUCAUCUCCUUCAUAGGUUGUGGACUCCAGAUACUCUUUUUUCUAACCCUCCUGGGUGAUGAGUGUUUUCUGCUGGCCUUCAUGGCCUAUGAUCGCUACGUGGCCAUCAGCAAUCCCCUGAGGUACUCAGUGGUCAUGAGCCGCCGUACCUGUUGGCUUAUGGUGGCAGGGUCCUGGCUCUUUGGUCUUGUGGAUGGCCUAAUCCAGGCCAUCUUCACUCUCCGCUUCCCAUACUGUAGCUCCCAGGAGAUCGACCACUUCUUCUGUGAAGUUCCAGCUGUGCUGAAGCUGGCCUGUGCUGAUACCUCGCUCUAUGAGACUAUGAUCUAUGUCUGCUGUGUCCUCAUGCUGCUCUUGCCCUUUGGGGUCAUCUCCACCUCCUACCUGCGCAUCCUGGCAGUCGUCUUGCGCAUGCGAUCCACCGAGGGAAGGCGGAAGGCCUUUGCUACCUGCUCUUCCCACAUGAUAGUGGUCUCCCUCUUCUAUGGUGCUGCCAUGAUCACCUACAUGCGGCCCCAGGCCUACCACUCCUCCAAACAGGACAAGGUGGUCUCUGCUUUCUACACCAUGAUCACUCCUAUGCUGAACCCUCUCAUCUACAGUCUAAGGAACAGGGAAGUGACAGGGGCUCUGAGAAAGCUCCUGGGAAGAUGUUCCUGA